Ilyonectria robusta is the source of this 384-nucleotide messenger RNA. RefSeq lists its product as uncharacterized. Bases 1 to 384 code for a protein of 127 amino acids. The transcript has 3 exons. NCBI's taxonomy places the organism in Eukaryota, Fungi, Ascomycota, Sordariomycetes, Hypocreales, Nectriaceae. The record is from RefSeq and is a predicted model, not a curated record.
AUGUUUAAGGUGGCAUACGAUGAUCAAGACGUUUUCCUAGAUGCCCUGAAGCUUAAGCUUUCACCGGAAGACUACGGGAUGUAUCUGGCGCACCUGAGAAAGGUGGCAAGACAUGGGCUAGACAAGAUCUUCGCCGAGUACAACGUCGAUGUCAUUGUCGGCCCCUGCGACAGCCCACUCUCCAGUCUGUCAAGCGGGAGCGGCUAUCCUAUGGCAGCGAUGCCCCUAGGCUACGCAGAAUACAACGGCCGUCCGUUUGGCCUAUUGGCUCUAGCCGGAAAGCAUCAAGAAGCCAAGGUGCUAACAUUACUGAACGCUUGGGAGGGAACAUUCGGACCUAGGAAGCCGCCGCCGAUGCUCUCAGGCGUGUGUGGAACAAAAUGA